UGAGAGGCAAAAAACAACCAGCUCAAAAAAAAAAAACAAAAAAUAAAAUAAAAUUAAAAUUAUUGAAAGACACAUAUAAGGAAAAACCCCGUUAAGACGUUUUUCUUUUACCCCUUUUAACUUUUUUAGAGUCAAAAUAAAAUCCAUUUAUCCCAAAUCAACUGGAAGAAGGUGAAAAACAAUGGAGGCCACCAGCACAACGAACAGCAGCAGUUCAACACCAACUUCUUCGUCUCUGAGAUGGAAAAUUCUCCGCAGAGCUCUUCUUCGGAAACAUUCAUCUGUUCCAGAUGACCAUUCUGACAUGGGUCUGAAUCGGGUAUCGCGAAAGGCAACUCAGGGUUUCAAUUUGAUUCCUCGGCUUAUCGUGGACGAUCACUCUGGAGAGCCUUCAGAUACUUUGUUGAGCAGAAAUACUCUAUUGGGAAGCUCAAAAGAUGCUUUCUUGUGCUACAAAUUGCCUAUUCAUAACUCCCCCUACAUUCGUCUGUGUCAGAGAGUGGAUGAUGGUGCGGACCUAAAUGACUUUGAAGUGUGUAACAGACAUAAUAUUGAUAAUACUGGACUAGUGUGUCUGUGGCCAUCUGAAGAUGUACUUGCUUACUAUUCCUUGUCAAAUACUGAUAUGUUCAGAGAUAAAAGAGUAAUUGAACUGGGAUCAGGCUAUGGUUUAGCCGGCUUAGUUAUUGCUGUGGUCACAGAAGCACUCGAGGUUGUCAUCACCGAUGGAAACCCUCAAGUUGUUGACUAUAUACAGCAGAGUAUUGAAGCAAACUCUGGUGCAUUUGGCGGUUCACAAGUGAAAUCAAUGGUGCUGCACUGGAAUCAUCCUGAGAAGAUCGAUAUGUUGAACAGCUUUGACAUCAUUGUCGCCAGCGACUGUACUUUCUUCAAAGAAUUCCACAAGGAUCUUGCUCGAACCAUCAGAAUGUUGUUGAAGAAGAAGAGCUCCUCCGAAGCCAUAUUGCUGAGCCCUAGAAGAGGUGAUUCAUUGGACAAGUUUUUAUUGGAAAUAGAAAAUUUUGGCUUGCAAUUUACCGUAACUGAGAUGUAUAAUUCAGAAGUUUGGAGACUCCAUGAAAAUUUUAUGGACGGCGACGAAUCCUGGCCUAACUAUGACAAGGAUCACUGCUAUCCUCUUUUGGUUAGGAUAACAUUGUAGCUUUCACAAAAGAUGAGGAUUUUUCAUUCAUUUCACUAGCUUUGUUUCCCAUUGAAUUGUAUCCACUUGAAGUUUUUUUCUGACAUUAUAAACAAAAAACGUCCCAUUGCUAGAUAGGCCCACAUCUUUGUAGUUUUCACUUUUAUGUACAAUGUUCUUAUUCCUUAGAUAAGGAAGGCUUUCUGUUCUGUUCUGCAUUGCUUGCAAAAUGCGUUACUGCCUUAUCCCAGUAUGAGAAACCAUGUCUGAUUGUUUCUAUGUAAUGGCUGCAUUUAUAGAUUGAGACUCCCACAUGAAGUCGUAAACAGUUUAUUUGACGACUUGG
Oldenlandia corymbosa var. corymbosa is the source of this 1487-nucleotide messenger RNA. Lineage: Eukaryota; Viridiplantae; Streptophyta; Magnoliopsida; Gentianales; Rubiaceae. The record is from the annotation of a GenBank genome assembly.